Messenger RNA from Musa acuminata subsp. malaccensis (wild Malaysian banana), 825 nucleotides. RefSeq lists its product as uncharacterized. The record is from RefSeq and is a predicted model, not a curated record. Lineage: Eukaryota; Viridiplantae; Streptophyta; Magnoliopsida; Zingiberales; Musaceae.
GAGAAGAACACAAGAGAGGAGGAGUGGAGGGAGGCUAGGCUGGUGGUUUGGUUUAAGUCUUGUUCUGUUCAUGGCAUGCAUUAACAUGUUCAAUCCGGAUCAUCCCAGCCUCCACGACGCGGCGAUGAGCCCGCGCAUGUCGUUCUCGAGCGACUUCAACAUGCAGCCGCCGCCAGCGCGCACCCCUGGCCCGCCGCCGGACUCCGACUUCGAGUUCUCCGUCGGGAGCCACCCUAUGAUGGCCGCCGACCAGCUCUUCUUCAAGGGUCGGCUUCUUCCUCUCAAGGACAACCAUCAAUGCGGAGGCCACAGGAUUACCACACUCCGCGACGAGCUCCGUGCCAACGGCAGCGGGGAGCGGCUGCCUAAGGGGUCCAUCAAGUGGAGGGGCCUCCUUGGGCUCAGGAAGACUGCGGCGAAGAAGGGUGACAAGAAGGAAGACGAGCUCCCGGGCAAGUCUCCACAGGAUCUAUGAAUCCAACGACGACGGUGCCUAAUCUCCGGUCAGGGAGGAGGUGUGCAGUAAAUAGAACGCUUCUGCUUCAUCUCACUCUGAUGCUGCUGUCGUUCGCUUGGGUGAAAAGGUUGUGGAAACUGGGAUUUGAGAGGGAGCUCCUUCGAUUUUUUUCCAAGUUAGCAGGGAUGACCGUGAAGAAACUUUGAGUCGUUCGUGUGGGGUUGGUUGGAUGGCAUUAACUCUUCCAUUAAUCUGUGCUUUGUUCUUUUGGGAAGGAAAUCCACAGUAUUUUCGGACCAGGGUGGUAUUCAGCUGUCUACUUUCCAUAUCAGUUCCAUCUGUACAAAUCUGCGCAGCUGGAAACUUAA